GCGAAACGACAGCAAGGCAGGCGUGGGGACUGGUAAGGAUAUGGUUCCUUCCCAAGUUUUAAACAUCUGUUGCUCCGUAGUCGUCUUCUGCACUGUACAGAUACGGCCUGCUUCACCGUUCUUCACCACGCUUCUCCUUCUUUGUAGGCAACCUAAGGCUUGGAAGACAGUUUCCCUGCUGCUGUUCACCGUGACUGUGAUGUCCUUCGGUGUUUACUGCGUUGGAAGUCUUGCUGGAGGCUCAAGGGCAGUGGAAAAAAAGACUUCACGGCUGGUGGGUGAUGAUCUGGAAAUGCUGAGGGUGGAACAAGAGCUCAAGAAGAUCCAGCAGCAGCUUCGUUUCCUGCAAUGGGGAGUAAAGGACAUCACCCUGCGUGCUCUCCACGAGGCCCUGAAGAGAACUGAGCUCCCAGGCUUUACCGGCGAGGCUGUUCAAGAGAUGAUCAAUCAAGUCCUGGAGAAGCUGGAGGAAAGCCCAUUCCAGAUGCGUAAUUAUGCCAGCAAAACUUCAGGCGCCGCUAUCGUUCGUUCCAAGACUUCUCCCUCCUGGAUUGGAAGCGGGAAAGCCUUCUGGCACUCGUUGCUGCUGACACCAUAUAUGAGGCCUCCUGAGAUUAUUCUUGAGCCUGACAAUCAGCCAGGUAACUGCUGGCCCUUCCCAGGAAGCCAAGGGCACGUCCUCAUCAAGUUGCCCAGGGCCAUCUUUCCCACGGCAGUUACGUUAAACCAUGGAGUUCCAGCAACGGCCUACUGUGCAGACAGCACCUCCAGUGCUCCUAAGGACUUUGCUGUCUAUGGCCUGCAGGAAGAAGGUGACGAGGAAGGAACUUUGCUAGGAGAGUUCACCUUCACGCCAGGCCAGGAUCCCAGUCAGACCUUCCAGCUGCAGAACGAGCACUCCGGGUUCAUCAAUUACAUCAAGCUGCGAGUGCUGAGCAACUGGGGCCACCCGGACUACACGUGUGUGUAUCAGUUCAGGCUCCACGGCAAUCCAGCCCCUGACGGUGAAGCUAAGGGAAAGCCACUUGGUUCACCUUUCGUGGAGGAGUCUCCAGAUCUGAGCCCGUGACAGGGGCACAAACCCAGGGGACGAAAAGAGAGUGGCAACAAAAAUUACCCUACCUUCUAACAGCGCGGCACAUCCGGCCCGGCUCUGUGACUAACAAGGCAAGGCAUGAUGUGGGCCGUGCGCUCCAGGAGAGGGGGAAGGGAGACAACACGUGUGUCUGACAACAAAGAAAACCAACCAACAACAAAAACAAAAUCAACGGCAACUGUCUGAGGAGGAGCUGAAUUUACUGAAUCCAACAAAAUCAAACAAAAUGAGGGAGACGGAAGUAUCCAAAAUACAAGAUCUUAUGUUAGAAGACUGCAGGGGAAGCACGUGCUUUUCUCCGUGGCAAACCAAGAGUGGGAAGAAGAGGCUGGUGUCCUGCCAGUAGCUCCACCUUUCUUCCUCUGCGCGCUAGGUCCUUGGGAAUGCCGCUCCUCCCCUCCCAUCUGAGGACCCCACGUGCCCAUGAAUGGCAGUUCAAGGAACCAGAACAUUAACUCUUUAACUCCCACUAUUUUACGUGAUCUUCUGAGGUGGAAUAUCAGCAACAAAAAUCACAAAGCCACAACGUUAACAUCAAAUAUAACAUCAAUUCAUUCAA
This is a messenger RNA of Tympanuchus pallidicinctus (lesser prairie-chicken), 1655 nucleotides long. RefSeq names its product SUN domain-containing protein 3-like. Gene Ontology annotation, molecular function: protein-membrane adaptor activity. Gene Ontology annotation, biological process: nuclear envelope organization. The record is from RefSeq and is a predicted model, not a curated record. Bases 41 to 1069 code for a protein of 342 amino acids. Gene Ontology annotation, cellular component: meiotic nuclear membrane microtubule tethering complex; nuclear envelope. The transcript is spliced from 8 exons. Lineage: Eukaryota; Metazoa; Chordata; Aves; Galliformes; Phasianidae.